AUGUCGUUUUUUUCUGGUGCUCACAAAAAAAGUCUCGAGUCUAUUCGAUUUACUAAUAAUAUCAAGGAUUACGACCUAAUUAGUGAUAUAGGUGGUGUGGACGAUAUUUCAUUUCUUUACUUGGCCAAAUUCAUCCCAUCAGGUGAAGUUGUGGCUCUUAAAUACACUGAUUUGACAAUCUCACCCGACUAUGAGUUUGUAGACGAACUGAUUCGAAGUGUUCACAAUACUAAAAUGUGUCGACAUCCCAACGUGUUACCAUACUUUCACACGUUUGUCGAAAAUGAGCGCUUGUGGUCUGUUACUUAUCCAAUCAAAGCAGGAACAUGUCGUGGUAUUCUCAAAGAUCAUUUCAAUACGGGGUUCAGCGAGUCAGUUGUAGCUGCCAUUUUGAAAGAAGUUCUCAAGGCGAUUCAAUACAUGCAUCAAAAUAAAAUGAUUCACAAUGAUAUUCGUGCAAACAAUAUCCUUAUUGAUCAUCACGGCAAGGUGCGCAUUACUGGUUUGCGUCAAAUGGUGCACUUGUCGCGUAACGGCGAAUAUGUUCAAUCGGUGUUUUCGCUUGUGGGUGACAACAUUGAAUGGGCAGCACCGGAAGUCAUCACACAAAAAGCCAAUUUUGACGAGCAAGCGGAUGUUUAUUCUCUGGGUAUUACUGCAUUAGAACUUGCUUAUAACAAAACACCAUUUGAUGACUGGCCACCUCUCAAGGUACUGCUAUGUAAAUUAGAGUAUGAUUGUCCAGCAGUUGCAUCAGAAAAAGUGCUGUCCAAGAAUUUUUAUCGGUUUGUGCAAGCGUGUUUGGUAAAAGAUCCCAAUGGGAGACCAACAGUGCAAAAUCUGCUCGAAUUUCCGUUUAUCAAGCAAGCAAAGGGAAUUGGGUAUAUCGAAUCGCACGUUGUACGUCGUAUGGCUGAUUCACAAGCCAGUCCCAUGUCAGAAUCAGCCGAAAUGCUAGAUGUGGCAACGAACGUAAAAACAAUAGAAAAAGUAGGUGAAAACAUGAAUGAUUCAUUUAAUGGACUAAACCCUCCCCCAACACAAGCUCCAGUCUCUGCCAACGGAAACUCGCCGCGUCUAGACGCACAAUACUCUCAUGAAAUAGGCACAGCUAGAUAA
Batrachochytrium dendrobatidis JAM81 is the source of this 1119-nucleotide messenger RNA. RefSeq lists its product as uncharacterized. Bases 1 to 1119 code for a protein of 372 amino acids. The record is from RefSeq and is a predicted model, not a curated record. Lineage: Eukaryota; Fungi; Chytridiomycota; Chytridiomycetes; Rhizophydiales. Gene Ontology annotation, biological process: activation of protein kinase activity; protein export from nucleus; protein phosphorylation. The transcript is spliced from 9 exons. Gene Ontology annotation, cellular component: serine/threonine protein kinase complex. Gene Ontology annotation, molecular function: protein serine/threonine kinase activator activity; ATP binding; protein kinase activity.